Molecule: messenger RNA, 2229 nt
Organism: Acanthopagrus latus (yellowfin seabream)
Lineage: Eukaryota; Metazoa; Chordata; Actinopteri; Spariformes; Sparidae
Gene: roraa
Product: RAR-related orphan receptor A, paralog a
Exons: 11
Coding region: 38-1597 (519 amino acids)
Biological process (GO): regulation of transcription by RNA polymerase II
Cellular component (GO): nucleus
Molecular function (GO): RNA polymerase II cis-regulatory region sequence-specific DNA binding; zinc ion binding; nuclear receptor activity
Source: RefSeq, a predicted model, not a curated record
UACUAGCGGUAGUUAAGCAGUAAAUCUGAAAUUCAACAUGGAGUCCCCUCCAGAUCCAGCGAGCGACCCGGGCAACAGCGCCUCGGAGCCGGCUACCCCGGUCAGGGAGACCCCGGUAAACCUGGAGACGCUCCGGAAAGCGGACCAUCCAGCCCCGGUUCGAAGGCAGACCUGUUCGAGCACCAACAGAGGUAUCUCAGUAACAAAGAAGACACAUACCUCUCAAAUCGAAAUAAUUCCCUGCAAGAUCUGUGGAGACAAAUCAUCAGGCAUCCAUUACGGCGUGAUAACAUGUGAAGGCUGUAAGGGCUUCUUCAGGAGGAGUCAGCAGAGCAAUGCAGCCUACUCCUGCCCCCGCCAGAAGAACUGCCUGAUCGACCGCACCAGCCGCAACCGCUGCCAGCACUGCCGGCUGCAGAAGUGCCUGGCAGUGGGCAUGUCACGAGAUGCGGUGAAGUUUGGCCGCAUGUCGAAGAAGCAGCGAGACAGCCUGUACGCCGAGGUCCAGAAGCACAGGCUGCAGCAGCAGCAGCGUGACCACCAACAACAGCCGGGAGAGGCGGAGCCGCUCACACCUAGCUAUGGCCUCUCAGCCAAUGGCCUCACAGAGCUCCAUGACGACCUCAGCGGCUACAUGGAUGGUCACACCCCUGAUGGCAGCAAACCAGACUCGGCGGUCAGCAGCUUCUACCUGGACAUCCAGCCAUCUCCUGACCAGUCAGGCCUGGACAUCAACGGCAUCAAGCCGGAGCCCAUCUGCGACUUUGCCCCCGGCUCUGGCUUCUUCCCUUACUGCUCCUUCACCAACGGAGAAACCUCCCCCACCGUGUCCAUGGCUGAACUAGAGCACCUGGCCCAGAACAUCUCCAAGUCACACAUGGAGACAUGUCAGUACCUGAGGGAGGAGCUGCAGCAGAUGACCUGGCAGGCCUUCCUGCAGGAGGAGGUGGAGAGCUACCAGAGCAAGCCCCGGGAAGUCAUGUGGCAGCUGUGUGCUAUCAAAAUAACAGAGGCCAUUCAGUAUGUGGUGGAGUUCGCCAAGCGCAUCGACGGCUUCAUGGAGCUGUGUCAGAAUGAUCAGAUAGUGCUGCUGAAAGCAGGCUCUUUGGAAGUUGUGUUUGUCAGAAUGUGCCGUGCCUUUGACUCGCAAAACAACACAGUCUAUUUUGAUGGAAAGUAUGCCGGACCUGAUGUGUUCAAGUCAUUAGGCUGUGACGACUUGAUCAGCUCCGUCUUCGAGUUUGGGAAAAACUUGUGUUCUAUGCACCUGUCUGAGGAUGAGAUCGCCCUGUUCUCCGCCUUUGUGUUGAUGUCUGCUGACCGAUCCUGGCUCCAGGAGAAGGUGAAGGUGGAGAAACUCCAGCAGAAGAUCCAGCUGGCGCUCCAGCACGUCCUGCAGAAGAACCACAGAGAGGAUGGUAUACUUACAAAGUUGAUAUGCAAAGUGUCGACACUGCGAGCGCUGUGCAGUAGGCAUACAGAGAAGCUUACAGCUUUCAAAGCAAUAUACCCAGACAUUGUGCGUGCCCACUUCCCCCCCUUAUACAAGGAGCUGUUCGGAUCAGACUUUGAGCAGUCCAUGCCCGUUGACGGGUAGCAGCCCUGCCAGGUGCCAGUGUGCCCACCGUAGGGGAAUGUGGAGGAGGAAUCUGAGACACUUUAUUGGUGCCCUGCACAAACCAGAGCGGACAGAUGGCACGCUGUUCAACUUCUUCUUUUACAUUGGAGGGGGAGGGCUUAGGGAGUUGAUUCUCAAGGUUUACUUUAUUGAAUUUAGUUCUCUUUGGAAGACUUGUGGGACCCGACACCCCAUGGGACAUGAAGAGGAGAUGGGGACAAAUAAUUUCUGUCUGGUUGAACUUGACCCUCUUUUGCGCAUUGUCUAACCCGGAACUCAUGAGUCACUUCAUUUUUAUCCACGUAUUUCCCCAAGUAUUUAUUACACCGCCACUGGUAUGAUUUAUCGGUGCAUCUGGCUUGUAAUUGCACGAUUAAUGAGUCACUUUUUGAUAAUCAAACCGCUGAAGACGUCUUUGACCAGAAGAUAAAUCCACAUCAGUAUUAUUUUUUUUUUCCAAAAUGGUCUCAUCUCUAGCUGCUUCGUACACUUUAUCCCCAAACUAAAACAAAUGGCUGACAAAUGCGCACAUUAUGGUCAAGUUCAGCCAUCUUUUUUUUCUCUUGUGUUAUCUUUUUUGGAUGCAGUUCCUGGAAUGAAAACUCACAGCG